This is a messenger RNA of Rotaria sp. Silwood2, 543 nucleotides long. The record is from the annotation of a GenBank genome assembly. Lineage: Eukaryota; Metazoa; Rotifera; Eurotatoria; Philodinida; Philodinidae.
AUGCCAUCAUCAAACCGUUCAUCGAGUGUUCCAUUAUCUUUCGAUCGUUUUCGGGUGAGAUCAAUUCAAUUUCGCUCACCUUUUCGUGGUCAUCAACGUGAAAAAAACGUUAAACAAAGUCCAGAUCGAUCAUGGACACGUAAAACUCAAGUUCAUCCUAAUAGUAUUAAUUCAUCAGAAUCUAAACGAAUAGAUCGUGAUGCAGCACAUUUAUUUUAUGCAAAUAAACGAUCAAAUUCGAUGACAUCCUCAUCAUUAGAAAAUUCACAAAAUAACACAUGUUCAAAGACUUAUUUUAAUACUCGACCGACAUCAAAUGUCGUUGGAGUAUUCGAUCGUACAAACAUAUCUCUUAUAAAUCCAUCUUAUUCAACUCAAUCUGAAACUCCUGAAAGUGUAUGUCCGCCGACUCCAUGUAUGGUACGUUAUCGACAUAGUUCUGUACCAAUUGUUAUACCUACACGUAUUAUAAAACGUCCGAAAUCUUUUGAUGAUUCAAAUAAACAAUCCGAUCUUGAUCACGUCGAUCAACUGAAUGCUUAA